Messenger RNA from Durusdinium trenchii, 644 nucleotides. The record is from the annotation of a GenBank genome assembly. NCBI's taxonomy places the organism in Eukaryota, Dinophyceae, Suessiales, Symbiodiniaceae.
GAACAAACAAAGCAUUCCAUUAAUUAGCUGAUUCUGAGCUUGGGUUUUGAAGACUUUGAAGAUUCUGUCCGCUGAACCAUGGGUGUGGCAAGCAAAGCACAACUGCAAGCAGCGAAGGCAGAUGCACUUGCUGCAGCUAACAAGACUGGCAGGCACCGGCGAGUGUUGACCAAGAAGAAGCUGAAACAUGAGAGGAACCAGGUGCGGCACAAGAGGAAAAAGGAGAAAGAGACGACGCAGCGUGGUCGUAGCGAGUCUGCCUCUGCUGCGGCGAGUGCAAGCACCAGGAGGAGCAAGUCAAUGGAUGAGCCAAUGAAAGCGAAACAACAGGUGACACCAGGUCAAGGAAGUGGAACACCAGGUGCCCGGGCUGCUGCCGCGAAGGUGCCGAAGGCUGUGCGCAUAUCGAAGCGAGGAGGGCGGCGUUUGAAAGCCACAUGGCGCAGCUUUGGAGUUGGCUGAAAGUCUAGCGAGAAGGCCCCUGACAAAGUGGGACAGGGCAACAAUGACUUGUCAAUGCAGGACAUCAGAUGCAGCAAUUCAAUUUGCUGUAGCCCAAUCUGGCGAGCCGCUGCUUGAGAUGAUUUUUGCAGAUUUAUCCGGGGAAAUUCGUAAAGCGCGGGAGUUUUUGCUGCUGCGUGAGA